This is a messenger RNA of Entelurus aequoreus (snake pipefish), 2910 nucleotides long. Its product is annotated as mucin-2-like. The transcript has 4 exons. The annotation marks the transcript as partial. NCBI's taxonomy places the organism in Eukaryota, Metazoa, Chordata, Actinopteri, Syngnathiformes, Syngnathidae. The record is from RefSeq and is a predicted model, not a curated record.
UCGUCUCUGACUCCGACGUCAUCGUCCUCCUCGUCUCCGUCCUCCUCGUCUCUGACUCCGACGUCAUCGUCCUCCUCGUCUCUGACUCCGACGUCAUCGUCCUCCUCGUCUCUGACUCCGACGACAUCGUCCUCCUCGUGUUUGACUCCGACGUCAUCGCCCUCCUCGUCUCUGACUCCGACGUCAUCCUCCUCCUCGUCUCUGACUCCGACGACAUCGUCCACCUCGUCUCUGACUCCGACGUCAUCGUCCUCCUCGUCUCUGACUCCGACGACAUCGUCCACCUCGUCUCUGACUCCGACGACAUCGUCCUCCUCGUCUCUGACUCCGACGACAUCGUCCACCUCGUCUCUGACUCCGACGUCAUCGCCCUCCUCGUCUCUGACUCCGACGUCAUCGUCCUCCUCGUCUCUGACUCCGACGACAUCGUCCUCCUCGUCUGUGACUCCGACGACAUCGUCCUCCUCGUCUUUGACUCCGACGUCAUCGUCCUCCUCGUCUCUGACUCCGACGACAUCGUCCUCCUCGUCUCCGACUCCGACGACAUCGUCCUCCUCGUCUCCGACUCCGACGACGUCAUCGUCCUCCUCGUCUCUGACUCCGACGACAUCGUCCUCCUCGUCUCUGACUCCGACGUCAUCGUCCUCCUCGUCUCUGACUCCGGCGUCAUCGUCCUCCUCGUCUCUGACUCCGACGACAUCGUCCUUUUCGUCUCUGACUCCAACGACAUCGUCCUCCUCGUCUUUGACUCCGACGUCAUCGCCCUCCUCGUCUCUGACUCUGACGUCAUCGUCCUCCUCGUCUCUGACUCCGACGACAUCGUCCACCUCGUCUCUGACUCCGACGACAUCGUCCUCCUCGUCUAUGCCUCUGACGUCAUCGUCCUCCUCGUCUCUGACUCCGACGUCAUCGUCCUCCUCGUCUCUGACUCCGACGACAUUGUCCACCUCGUCUCUGACUCCGACGUCAUCGUCCUCCUCGUCUUUGACUCCGACGUCAUCGCCCUCCUCGUCUCUGACUCCGACGUCAUCGUCCUCCUCGUCUCUGACUCCGACGACAUCGUCCUCCUCGUCUGUGACUCCGACGACAUCGUCCUCCUCGUCUUUGACUCCGACGUCAUCGUCCUCCUCGUCUCUGACUCCGACGACAUCGUCCACCUCGUCUCUGACUCCGACGUCAUCGUCCUCCUCGUCUCUGACUCCGACGACAUCGUCCUCCUCGUCUAUGCCUCUGACGUCAUCGUCCUCCUCGUCUCUGACUCCGACGUCAUCGUCCUCCUCGUCUAUGCCUCCGACGUCAUCGUCCUCCUCGUCUAUGCCUCUGACGUCAUCGUCCUCCUCGUCUCUGACUCCGACGUCAUCGUCCUCCUCGUCUAUGCCUCUGACGUCAUCCUCCUCCUCGUCUCUGACUCCGACGACGUCGUCCACCUCGUCUCUGACUCCGACGUCAUCGUCCUCCUCGUCUCUGACUCCGACGACAUCGUCCACCUCGUCUCUGACUCCGACGUCAUCGUCCUCCUCGUCUUUGACUUCGACGUCAUCGCCCUCCUCGUCUCUGACUCCGACGUCAUCGUCCUCCUCGUCUCUGACUCCGACGUCAUCGUCCUCCUCGUCUCUGACUCCGACGACAUCGUCCUCCUCGUGUUUGACUCCGACGUCAUCGCCCUCCUCGUCUCUGACUCCGACGUCAUCCUCCUCCUCGUCUCUGACUCCGACGACAUCGUCCACCUCGUCUCUGACUCCGACGUCAUCGUCCUCCUCGUCUCUGACUCCGACGACAUCGUCCACCUCGUCUCUGACUCCGACGACAUCGUCCUCCUCGUCUGUGACUCCGACGACAUCGUCCUCCUCGUCUUUGACUCCGACGUCAUCGCCCUCCUCGUCUCUGACUCCGACGUCAUCGUCCUCCUCGUCUCUGACUCCGACGACAUCGUCCUCCUCGUCUGUGACUCCGACGACAUCGUCCUCCUCGUCUUUGACUCCGACGUCAUCGUCCUCCUCGCCCUCCUCGUCUCUGACUCCGACGUCAUCGUCCUCCUCGUCUCUGACUCCGACGACAUCGUCCUCCUCGUCUCUGACUCCGACGUCAUCGUCCUCCUCGUCUCUGACUCCGGCGUCAUCGUCCUCCUCGUCUCUGACUCCGACGACAUCGUCCUUUUCGUCUCUGACUCCAACGACAUCGUCCUCCUCGUCUUUGACUCCGACGUCAUCGCCCUCCUCGUCUCUGACUCUGACGUCAUCGUCCUCCUCGUCUCUGACUCCGACGACAUCGUCCACCUCGUCUCUGACUCCGACGACAUCGUCCUCCUCGUCUAUGCCUCUGACGUCAUCGUCCUCCUCGUCUCUGACUCCGACGUCAUCGUCCUCCUCGUCUCUGACUCCGACGACAUCGUCCACCUCGUCUCUGACUCCGACGUCAUCGUCCUCCUCGUCUUUGACUCCGACGUCAUCGCCCUCCUCGUCUCUGACUCCGACGUCAUCGUCCUCCUCGUCUCUGACUCCGACGACAUCGUCCUCCUCGUCUGUGACUCCGACGACAUCGUCCUCCUCGUCUUUGACUCCGACGUCAUCGUCCUCCUCGUCUCUGACUCCGACAACAUCGUCCACCUCGUCUCUGACUCCGACGUCAUCGUCCUCCUCGUCUCUGACUCCGACGACAUCGUCCUCCUCGUCUAUGCCUCUGACGUCAUCGUCCUCCUCGUCUCUGACUCCGACGUCAUCGUCCUCCUCGUCUAUGCCUCUGACGUCAUCGUCCUCCUCGUCUCUGACUCCGACGUCAUCGUCCUCCUCGUCUCUGACUCCGACGACAUCGUCCACCUCGUCUCUGACUCCGACGUCAUCGUCCUCCUCGUCUUUGACUCCGACGUCAUCGCCCUCCUCGUCUCUGACUCCGACGUCAUCGUCCUCCUCG